Molecule: messenger RNA, 2031 nt
Organism: Pseudomyrmex gracilis
Lineage: Eukaryota; Metazoa; Arthropoda; Insecta; Hymenoptera; Formicidae
Gene: Cyp303a1
Product: probable cytochrome P450 303a1
Exons: 10
Coding region: 61-1800 (579 amino acids)
Biological process (GO): xenobiotic metabolic process
Cellular component (GO): cytoplasm; intracellular membrane-bounded organelle
Molecular function (GO): oxidoreductase activity, acting on paired donors, with incorporation or reduction of molecular oxygen, reduced flavin or flavoprotein as one donor, and incorporation of one atom of oxygen; iron ion binding; heme binding
Source: RefSeq, a predicted model, not a curated record
GUUUCACUCAUGUGAUAGACGAGAAAAUUUCUCCCAGUGUAAGGUAAGUUUAAACUGAAGAUGUUGACAGAGAGUGCGCAAAUGAUGGUUCUCACAAUAUUGUUUCUGGUAAUUAUAUUAUUACUCUUGCUGUAUCUAAGCUGUCGCAAACCAAAAGGAUAUCCACCAGGUCCACGUUGGUGGCCCAUCUUAGGCUGUGCGCUAGAAGUGGCGCGCAUACGCCAGGAAACUGGGUAUCUGUUCAAGAGCUGCUCGUUGUUAUGCAAAAAGUAUGGUCCUGUCGUAGGUCUGAAAAUUGGUAGCGACCGUAUGGUUAUUCUUAACAAUCUAGAAAGUAUACGGGCAAUGUUAACAAACGAAGACUGUGAUGGUAGACCGACCGGACCUAUAUAUCAGGCCAGAACUUGGGGCACUAGAAAAGGUCUUAUUGUUGUUGAUGAGCGACUUUGGAUGGAGCAACGACGAUUUGUUUUGCGACAUCUGCGUGAAUUUGGUUUCGGUCGUACCGACAUGGCUUUUAUCAUCCAAGACGAAGUGAUCGAGCUAGUGCAAUAUUUCAAAAAGUUGCUACAGGAUAGCCACAGUUACAAGAUCCAAAAUACAGUGACAGUGAAUAAUAAUAAUAAUAAUAAUAAUAAAGCUGGCAAAAUAUAUAUGUUGCAAAAGGACUCGGAGAACAACUUGAUUUCGAACAAAACGGAGUUGAAUGUAAUCAAGAAUGAAUCGUCCAAUUGGAAAUCUUGGACAGCGGCGGACUUAUAUAUGAAAGCCGAAAACUAUGAGGAGGUCAAGAGAGCAUCUGAAUCAACGGGAAUAAUAAUGCAUAUGGAUGACGCUUUUGGAGUAACUGUACUAAACACACUUUGGAGGAUGAUGGCUAGCAAAAGAUAUGACUACGGCGACAAGGAACUUGUAUAUCUACAGCGAAUUUUAACAAAGCUUCUAAAAGAGAUCGACAUGACCGGCGCGCCUUUCAGUCACUUUCCGUUUCUACGUUUCAUUGCGCCGGAAUUGUCUGGCUUCAAAUCAUUUAUAAAUGUGCACAAAGAAUUGUGGGCAUUCUUAAAAGAGGAAUUGCACAAUCAUAAAAAUACUUUUGUACCAAGUGCGCCGCGGGACCUAAUGGAUGUCUAUUUGACUGCAUUAAAUUCGAAAGAUUGUAGUGACACGUUCUCAGAGUCUCAGCUGUUGGCUGUCUGCAUGGAUCUCUUUAUGGCAGGUUCUGAAACAACUUCUAAAGCACUUAGUUUCGGAUUCCUCUAUCUAAUAAUGUUCCCGGAAGUUCAGAGAAAAGCGCAAGAAGAAAUAGACAAAGUUCUCGGCCGCGAUAGAUUUCCCACAUUGGAUGACAGACCAAAGAUGCCAUAUGUCCAAGCUAUUGUCUUGGAGUCGUUAAGAAUGUUCAUGGGUCGAACUAUGAAUGUUCCUCAUCGAGCGUUGAGAGACACUUCUAUUAUGGGAUACAAAAUACCGAAGGACACGAUGCUCGUUGUGAAUUUCAACAUGGUGCUUAUGGACGAGUCUUGGGGUGAUCCAGAAGAUUUCCGUCCAGAAAGAUUUCUCGAUUGUAGUGGCAAAAUUGUUAUGCCAGACAAAUAUUUCCCGUUUAGCAUUGGUCGUCAUCGUUGCAUGGGAGACACAUUAGCUCGAAGCAACAUCUUUGUCAUAACGGCUGCGCUACUGCAAACGUUCAACUUUUCCGUAGUUCCUGGUGAACCACAACCGUCCGUACAAGACUUCAUGGAUGGUGUCACGGCUAGUCCCAAACCGUACAAAGCGUUAAUUUCACUAAGAAAAUAGAUUAGAUUUAACUAAUUAAAUCGUUUAACUAAAACUAAUUUUCUGAUAUCCAAUAAUAUCUUCGUCUGUUUCCCCGUCUUAUUUUAAUCAAAUUAUUCUUAGAAAGAUUAUUUUUGUUUAUUCUUUUUAUAUAGAUAUAUACUUUUAAGAGUCGUGAGUCUGGUGUCAGACAUACAUCUGGUGACAGACAUACGUAUAUCGUACAGGCCAUAAGAUAACAAAAACGCAUGA